UAUUUUACCAAGUCAUGUAUGAAUAUGAAUAAUAAUAACAACACAUUUUUACAUGUUUAUAGCGCCUAUUAUCAGUGUUUUUAAGAUAUGUAAAUCAUUACAAUGUACAAUCUGUAAAUGGCAACAGAAUAUACAUCACACUGGAUGAAACAAAUGUUAUGAUCGUUACUUUUAUUUUGCCACGAAACCCUGCCCAGUCCUGUGUAUUAGAAAACACCUUACAAUUACUACAAAUGGCUAAAGCAACUGUCAGACAAGCUUUAUAAAUGUGCUUUACUAUGAGUGCUGACACCUCUCACAGACAUGAAAUCAGAGCAUUGGUUGCUGAGGGCUUUCUCUGGGGAGCUCAGACUGUAAUGAUAUGACUGACAGCUCAAUCAGAUAUUUUCCAGCCCAUUAACCAGACUCUGGAUAAAUAUGUGAUCAGGGCCGCACAAACAUACAAUAUGCUGGCUUUAACCUGUCUUUCCUUUCAGUGUCAGAUGUGCAUCAGAUGAGACUUCGGUUGCCUGUUAUCUGAGCCGUAUAAAACUUUACAGUUGUUGUGAUGAUCAAAACACAUCUGCAGAAAGCGCCUCUUUUAUAAUCACUUCAGUUCAGCAGAAGUUCUGCACUCUCAACAAGAUCCUUCCAAGCAAUGAUGCUGUCCACACGGAAGAAAAUGAGGUCCAAAGAUAACACAGUGGACGGUGUGGUUAAUGAAGUUCUGGUUGUCACGCAAACUUCACAUGAUGCCAAAGAAGAAGAGGAGGGACAAAUGCUGGAGACAGAAAAGACUACCAAACACGUGGAUGAUGAAGAGAAAACCGGGCCUAAUAAGGAAGAUAAAUCAGCACAGAAUGAUGAGCAAAUGUUUGGGCUCAGAGAUCUGUCCAGAGACAACCUCCUGAAACUGCUUGGGAUCAUGGAAGGAGAGAUCCAGGCACGAGAAGAUGUGAUCCAUCUACUGAGGUCUGCGCUGCUGAGUCAACCAGAGGAGCUGGAGUCCCGUUAUGGCUUAUCGGGGCCGACCCGAGCCCUGCAAGCCCUGCAGAGAGACCGAACGCUCAGCAGCAACCAUGCAAAACAUGAAAAUGUGUAUGAUAAGCCAAUGGCAGAGCUGGACAGAUUGCGGGAUAAGCACAAGGACUCAUAUCGCCGUAUGCUGGAACAGCUCUUGCUGGCUGAGAAAAGCCACCGGCGCACUGUCUAUGAGCUGGACACUGAGAAACGCAAACACGUGGACUACAUGAACAAGAGCGAUGACUUCACCAACCUCCUGGAGCAGGAACGAGAGAGGUUAAAGCGGUUGCUGAAACAAGAAAAAGCAUACCAAAUUAGGAAGGAAAAAGAAUUUUCUAAACGUAUGCAAAGAACAUCUGGAGAGCUGGUUAAGCUGAAGUCAUUUGCACUCAUGAUGGUUGAUGAGCGAGAACUUCACUUGGAGAAAAUCGACAAACAGAGCCACAAAAUACAAGAUCUUCUUCAGAAACUCGAGGAAAAGGAGAAAAAACUACAUGAGACAGAGAGAAAAGCAAAGGAAGACAACCAGAGAAUCCUUGAUCUUGAGGUUGAGCUGGAGCUAAGAACUUCUAAGUUUGCAAAAGAGCAAGAGGAGAUGUCUGCAAAACUGUCCAGCCACGAAUCUCAACAUCAGCAGCUGUCCCAGAAACAGAUGGAAUUGUUACACAAACUCAAGCAGCUUGAAGAGACCAACGAAGCUCUUCAGAAAUCAGCAGAGGAGCUCCAGGCUUUAAAGGACAAGAUCAGAAAGGGCGAAUGUGGCAACUCAAAUCUGAUGGCAGAACUUGAGACUUUGCGCAAAAGAAUUCUGGAAAUAGAGGGUAAAGAUGAAGAGAUCACCAAAACUGAGAACAAAUGCAAUGAGUUGAAGAAGAUGCUUCUGGUUGAGGAGACUCAGAAUAAGGAACUGAGGCUAGAGGUGGAAAAACUGCAACAGAGAAUGACACAGUUAGAGACACUAGAGAUGACCUUCAACAUGGGCAGGACAGAAUGUGCCCAGUUGCAAACAGCUUUGGAAAAGGAGAAAAGCUUGACUAAAGACUUAACAGACGAACUUGUGAGCGUUAAAAUCCGUAUGAAGGAGCUCGAAUCGUCUGAGCUGAAACUGGAAAAGGAUGAAUUAGAUUUAAAAGAGGAUCUUUUGAAACUCAAAUCAGUUACUGUAAUAAUGGUUAAUGAGCACAAGAACAUGACAGACAGAAUUAGGUCUGAGGAAAAGAAGAGAGAUGAACUGAACCAACUCUACAAGGCAGAGCAGGAGAAAGUCACGGAGGUUACUGAGAGGUUAAUAGAAGAGAGCAAGAAGCGUCUUAAACUAAAGUCAGAGAUGGAGUUGAAGGUAGCUGCUCUUGUAAAGGAGAGAGAUGAAAUAAAGCUAAAGCUUACUAAAGCAGAAGAACAAUGCGAAGAUCUGAGCUCCAAGCAUGGUAUAAUGAAGCAAAGUACCAUGAACAAAGAAGAAAGGGAGUCUUUUCAGAAGGCGAUGGAGCCGCAGAGUGUCUCAAAUGCACAUGGAAAAGAUGAGAAUAAAAUAAAGGUGUUGACUUUGGAGACUGAAAGACUUAAGAACCGUCUUCAACAGCUGGAAGCCAUUGAGCGAGACCUGAUCAAACCAGAGUAUGAUUUGUUAGCAACUGAGAAAGAAACGGCACGUUCUCUCUCACAGCAGGGACAAGAAAUAAGUCAAACUGAAUCGAUUAAGGUAAUAGAGCAAGGUGAGGUGGGCUGCCAAGAAACUGAACUGAGACAUCGGUUCAUGAGGGAGGAGGCCAAAACCAGAGACCUUCAAGCAGAUGUGCAAGCCCUGAAGGAGAAGAUUCACGAGCUCAUGAACAAAGAAGACGAGCUAUCCCAGCUACAGGUGGAUUACUCUGUUCUGCACCAGAGGUUUCUAGAGGAGGAAGACAAGAAAAAGAGCAUAAGCACUGAAGUUCUAAACCUUACCAAAGAACUUGAGGUCACUAGGCGCUACAGCCGCACUUUACGGCACAGCACCAAAGGAAGCCGGAUGAUGGAUGUUCCAGUGACGUCAACUGGAGUACAAACCGAUUCAGUUCAGAAUAGGACAGCUGACAGUGACACACCUGCUGCGUUUAUCAAGAAGUCCGUCCAAGAGGAGAACCGGAUCAUGAGUAGUCUUCAGCAGAGGAGCUUAAAGAAGCCAGCGCAGAGACCAACAGUACGUGAACUUUACCCUCCAACAGUCAGUGACUAUACUACGAAGAAGUCCUGGAUUCCUUGGAUGAGGAAAAAAGACAGCAGCACUUCUGAAGUAUCUUUGGACACCAGUGGAGAGGCUGCAUCUUCUGAAGUCAGCAUGUCCCAAAAGUAUGACCAUCCAUUGAAUGCUCAGGUGAUCCCAGAUAUGCAGAACACUGAGGCAACCUUACAGAAUUGCGUUGGCCUUUCUGAGGACUUGACCAAACAAGCUUCUGCCAGACUAUCACAAGAAACUCAGAGCUCCCAGACAGCCAUCCUUCCUACAAAUGAACGAACCAAAGAGCCAAAGAAUCCAGAAAGAGUUAGAUUGCCAAUGACCUUUGCCUCCAUCUCUAAAGUAAAGAAUGCAGAGAUCAUGAGGUCUCCCUCUAUGGACAAAUCAUUAUCUCCUGUAUCCACUGCAUCCAUUAGCAGCUCCCAAGAGUCUGUGGACAUGAUAACAGGUAGAGCUGUAUUUAAAGAGACUCCCGAAAAACGAAUGGUCCCCACACCUAUCAAGAAGUUUACCACAGAAGACAGUAAGAUCCACAUUCACUCAGGAUCACAGUUCAAGAAGACCACUGAUCAUGGCUCAGUCGUCAUGGCCAAAUCUAUUCAACUAUCAUCUGAGUGUAAUGAAGUUUCUACUGGAACUGUGCUACGCUCACCACACAGUGUGAAUGCCAGCAAAUCAACAUGUAGCAAAGCGAUGAGCAGCAUCACCAUCACACAGGUCACUAAAGCACCAGCCAGACCUACACUCUCAGUGCCCAUCACUGAUGUCCCAUCAACACGAUCAGGGUUCAGUCGUAUCCCAAUGUCUCGGGGGAUGAAAACUGGAAAAGCCGUGCUUGGAGCUUUGGGAAUCACCACAGGAGUUAAAAUGGAAACAAAUCCAGAGAAUCAAGCCAUGCACACUGACCUGAAAAAAACAGCUGUCGUUAAUGGAGAAGGGCUGAGAGCAUUGAACAAAUAAUAUACAAGUCUACAUUUACUAUGUCUUGUAUGUAUGAUUGACACUUUCUGCAACUGUUGUGUUGCAGAGAUGCAAGGGAAAACAGAUUUUUCUUGGGAAAGAACUAGGGAAAGGGAGUUGGGAUUUGGCAACAUUGCGUUUACUGUAGCACAAAUGCUGCAGUAAUAAUGCAUUUUUGUAGGACAUCCCUUAAGUUAGCAUCACCCUGAUAUUUAGAAUAGUUUGCAAAAGCACAAACACAAUGAGUCUGUGAAAGCGACUAGUGAGUAGAUAAGAGUAUAGAGGUGUGGUGAUGUUUGAUGUCCAAAUAACCCAAAAACCCUCUUAAGUCCCAUUUGGACACUCGUUAGCAACUGUCUUUUUCAACAGGUGCAAAAUGUGACAAUAUGUUGAAUUGGAGCAUGGAGGUCAUGUAACAGAUCUCUUUAGGGUUUAUAGACUUAUUUGGUUGCAACAGAUGCAUUUGAAGAAUAUUUAUCCAGUAAAAAAACUGCAUAUCAAAUUAAAUAAAAUGGUUUAUAUCAAUGAUCAUUUUUAUUUAUAAAGAAUGUCUGCAAAAUGAUGUAUUUUAAUAACAUUGUUCAUGAUGUUUAAUGGUGUAUAAUUUUACCAUUUUCUGGAAUGUACAUAUCAGACCAAGCAUUUUCUGUGUGUAACUACUGACUGUCAUUGUGAACUGAAAUGCAUUGAUUAGAGCCUCACCAAUGAGUAUGAUCUGUAAUGGAUUUUUAUUACCAGUUUGUAACUAAAAAUGUUUUGCUUUCAGAUGAGUCUUUUCUUUUCACUUCUUACACACACACACACACACACACACACACACACACACACACACACACACACACACAUACAUACAUAUAACUUAAAAACAGACGAUCAGCUUUUAAUGUGCACUUGCAGACAUUUAAAACAAAAAAAUAUAUAUAAAAACAAAAACGCUGUAGUUCGGAGAGGUCUAAGUGUGAAUACUACUGAAGUUUGAGGUCCAUAAAUUGUAAGCAACCAUAUACACAAAUCAUGCUGAUUUUUGUUGUUUCAAAUCAUGUAAACAAGUCCAUGAAGCUUAAAAUCAGAUGUUACCAUCAUUCCCUUAAGCCUAAGGCUGCAAAAGUGUAUGACUUAUGUAUGACUUUAAAGAAAUUCCCAUUUACAGAAUUAUAUUACUAAGCAGCACAAAAGCAAGCAGAGGCUCCAUUUAAAGUACUACAAUAGUUAUAUGGUAUCAGAUGGUAAUGGUACUGAAUUACACGUGAUAUUUGUGUGGAUAUUUUGU
This is a messenger RNA of Cyprinus carpio (common carp), 5447 nucleotides long. RefSeq names its product filamin-A-interacting protein 1-like. The record is from RefSeq and is a predicted model, not a curated record. NCBI's taxonomy places the organism in Eukaryota, Metazoa, Chordata, Actinopteri, Cypriniformes, Cyprinidae.